AUGAAGAAAGGAUGUUUAGAUCCAAAUCUCAAACUCACUGUUCCAGCAUCUAAUCAAGCUUCUUUUGCAAAGUUCUUGACUCAAAGUGGCACUUUUAAAGAAGGAAACUUGCUUGUUAAUAGGGAUGGAGUUAGAAUUGUCUCUCAGAGUGAAGUUGAAACUCAACCACCAAUCAAGCCAAUAGACAAUCAGAUAAGUUUGGCAGAGAUUGAUACAAUCAAAGUGAUUGGAAAGGGAAAUGGAGGGAUAGUUCAAUUGGUUCAACACAAAUGGACUAAUCAGUUUUUUGCAUUAAAGCAAAUUCAAAUGAAUCUUGAGGAUUCUACUUGCAGGCAAAUAGCACAAGAGCUAAAAAUCAAUCAAUCAGCUCAAUGUCCUUAUGUUGUUGUUUGUUACCAAUCAAUCUACGAUAAUGGCACGAUAUCGAUCAUCUUAGAGUACAUGGACGGAGGCUCCUUAGAGGAUCUAUUGAACAAAGUUAUAACGAUUCCAGAACCGUUUCUUGCUGCCAUUUGUAAGCAGGUGCUAAAGGGUUUGAUGUAUCUUCACCAUGAGAAACAUAUUAUUCAUAGGGACUUGAAACCUUCUAAUAUACUUAUAAAUCAUAGAGGGGAGGUAAAGAUUACCGAUUUCGGUGUCAGUAUAAUCUUGGAAACUACUUCUGGUCAAGCAAAUACUUUCAUCGGUACAUACAACUAUAUGUCUCCAGAAAGAAUCGAUGGAAGCCAACAAGGUUACAAUUACAAAAGUGAUAUAUGGAGCUUGGGAUUGAUGUUGCUUAAGUGUGCAACUGGGAGGUUUCCAUAUACACCACCAGAUAAUAGUGAUGGAUGGGAAAAUUUGUUUCAGCUUAUCGAAGCCAUUGUCGAAAACCCUUCACCUAGUGCUCCAUCUGAUGAAUGUUCACCCGAAUUUUGCUCAUUUAUCUCCGCAUGUUUACAGAAAAAUCCAAGGGACAGACCAUCGGCUCGAAACCUAUUGAGGCAUCCUUUUGUGAACAUGUACGAUGACUUAGAUGUGGAUCUUUCCGACUAUUUCUCCAAUGCAGGGUCUACACUUGCAACGAUAUAA
Molecule: messenger RNA, 1071 nt
Organism: Lathyrus sativus (Indian pea)
Lineage: Eukaryota; Viridiplantae; Streptophyta; Magnoliopsida; Fabales; Fabaceae
Source: the annotation of a GenBank genome assembly